Homo sapiens (human) is the source of this 431-nucleotide messenger RNA. RefSeq names its product protamine 3 (gene PRM3). Bases 35 to 346 code for a protein of 103 amino acids. The record is from RefSeq and is marked validated. The transcript has a single exon. Gene Ontology annotation, cellular component: chromosome; cytoplasm; nucleus. NCBI's taxonomy places the organism in Eukaryota, Metazoa, Chordata, Mammalia, Primates, Hominidae.
ACCUCCUUGCCCAGAGAGACAGGCAACGUAGACCAUGGGUUCCCGCUGUGCCAAGCUCAACACAGGCCAGAGCCCAGGCCACAGCCCAGGCCACAGCACGGGCCAUGGCCGGGGCCACGAAUCCUCCAUGAAAAAGCUCAUGGCCUGUGUGAGUCAGGAUAACUUCUCCUUGUCAUCAGCGGGCGAGGAAGAGGAGGAAGAGGAGGAGGAGGGGGAAGAGGAGGAGAAAGAAGAGCUGCCGGUGCAGGGCAAGCUGCUGCUGCUGGAGCCUGAGCGGCAGGAGGAGGGCCACAAGGACAACGCCGAGGCCCAGCAGAGCCCCGAGCCCAAGCGGACACCCUCCUGACCCGCAACGAAGGCCCAGGAAGGGACGCCCACUGCUGCUCCGGCGACAGUGUUCAGAGAAGAGUCAAUAAAAAGUCUCUGAGGAA